This is a messenger RNA of Setaria italica (foxtail millet), 1185 nucleotides long. RefSeq lists its product as uncharacterized. The record is from RefSeq and is a predicted model, not a curated record. Bases 117 to 899 code for a protein of 260 amino acids. NCBI's taxonomy places the organism in Eukaryota, Viridiplantae, Streptophyta, Magnoliopsida, Poales, Poaceae. The transcript is spliced from 2 exons.
UCCACCGCACGGGCGCGGCAGCAUUUCCUCCUCCUCUCUCGCUUCCUCGUCUGCAACGUUGCCACGGUCGCCUUCCAACUCCUAUCCUCCGACCGCCACCGCACAACCCGGCCCCCAUGGCCGCCACCUCCACCACCCUUUCCCCUGGCUUCUCCUCUCUCCUCCGCCCAAUUCCCAGGAUCCGACCCCAACGCCAGUCCCAAUCGCAACCACCGAACCCCAAACCCCCUAAACCCCUCUGCCUCGGCCUAACCCUCCCCCCGGCGACCGCGGCGCCCCGCCUCGCCGCGGUGCCCGACGGCGUCGCCAUCGCCGACGUCGUGGAGAAGGACUGGUCCUUCCUCGAGUCCGCGGGCGCGGACCUCCAGCGCGCGCUCGCCGCGGGGGCGCUCUCGCCGGCGUCGCGGGUGCUGGCCGUGACGCCCACGGCGGCCUUCGUGGGCGCGCUGCUCGCGUCCUCGCCGUGCGAGCUCCUCGUGGCCGCGCACGAGUCGCUGUACGUGCUGGCGGGGGUCAAGGAGGCGCACGACGAGGUGAGGUGCUUCCACCUCGAGGGUGGGGGUGGGGGAAAGGGCGGCGGCGUGGUGGAGGCCGUGCCGGAGAGGUUCGUCGACUUCGAUGUCGUGUUCGUGUGCUACUUCCCUGGGAUGGGGAUCUCUGCCGCGGCACUGCUCAAGUCGCUGACCAAGAGGUGCUCCAAAGGUGCAAGAGUUGUCAUGUUCUUGGAUCAAGGCAGGCAGAACUUUGAACAACACCGGAGAGAGCAUCCUGAUGUUGUAACAUCUGAUUUGCCCAGUAAAUCAUCACUGGAGAAGGCUGCAUCAGGGAACAAGUAUGCAAUAACAGAUUUUGUGGAUGAGCCUACCUUGUACCUUGCUGUUUUGCAAUAUCAAGGAUAAGAUUUUCUAUAUUUUAAAGCAAAUUGUGAUUGCUUGCGAUGGCUAGUUUCAGGGUGGCUUAAGUAAUUAUAUCUCUUUGGCCAGCUUGUGUUAUAAUUUUUGGUGCCCUGUUCAAUUUGUUUGAGAUCUACCGAAUCACCAAGGCAAAUCUUGAAGCCUGGAUAUUGAUCCAAGCGUUUUGCAUUCAGAGCACAUACAAUGGGGGUGCUUAGUAUGCAUGUGCAUAGCGACAAAAUUAAUCUUUUUUUUUUUGCUUUAUUUUCACCAGGUGUAAUAAGAUGUUUAA